Messenger RNA from Lontra canadensis (Northern American river otter), 6123 nucleotides. RefSeq names its product calcium voltage-gated channel auxiliary subunit alpha2delta 1 (gene CACNA2D1). The record is from RefSeq and is a predicted model, not a curated record. The transcript has 40 exons. Gene Ontology annotation, cellular component: L-type voltage-gated calcium channel complex. Gene Ontology annotation, molecular function: voltage-gated calcium channel activity. The coding region runs from base 706 to 4038 and encodes 1110 amino acids. NCBI's taxonomy places the organism in Eukaryota, Metazoa, Chordata, Mammalia, Carnivora, Mustelidae.
GCCCGCUGGGCGGCUGGCUGUCCCCCGGGAGCCCCGCAGGGCUGGGUCCGCUCCCCCGCCUCACGCCGGGCGGCGGGAGCAAGCCGACGCCGACUUUGGGAGUUCCUUUCUGCCUUGUAUGGAGGGCUGCUCCCGGCCCGUCUCCGCCCGACUGCUCUGACGCCCAGCCCUCCUGCUGCCCACCCCCAGCCACCUCCCUCUGACUUGCCCGGAGAAGCCAGACGGAGCCUCUCCCUGCCACAAGUCUCUCCGCCUGCCAUUCCCCCAUUCCCGCAUCCACCCCCACCCCCUCCCCAGCGCCGUCACCCCUCCUCCGCCCCCGCCUCCGCCUCCUCCCGCUCCCCCGGCAAUCGGGGGAAUAAAUCAGGGAGGAAAUCGGGAGGCACCGAGAGAGCGAGAGCGCGCGAGCGCCGGCGGGCUCGCCCAGGUCUGUUUCCAAAGUCGCCCUUGAUGGCGGCGGAGGCGCGGCAGCCGCGGCGCGGAGCAGCGGACGCGCGCUAGUGGGUCCGCCCGCCGCCGCCCCUUCCCUCGCGCCGGGUUUCGCCCCUGCCGCCCCCCGAGCCAGUCCGCGCCCCGGCCCCGGGCGCGCCGGCUCUCCAGACGUCCGCGGUCCCGCAGAGCGGGCGCCUUCUCCUCCCGCGGUUUCCAGCACCGAUCCUUCCCCCCGGCUGGGGAGGGAGGCGGGAUUGAUCUUCGAUCUCGAAGAUGGCUGCUGGCUGCCUGCUGGCCUUGACUCUGACACUUUUCCAAUCUUGGCUGAUCGGCCCCUCGUCGGAGGAGCCGUUCCCUUCGGCCGUCACCAUCAAGUCAUGGGUGGAUAAAAUGCAGGAAGACCUGGUCACACUGGCGAAAACAGCAAGCGGAGUCAAUCAGCUUGUCGAUAUUUAUGAGAAGUAUCAAGAUUUGUAUACUGUGGAGCCAAAUAAUGCACGGCAGCUGGUAGAAAUUGCAGCGAGGGAUAUUGAGAAACUUCUAAGCAACAGAUCUAAAGCUUUGGUGCGCUUGGCCUUGGAAGCAGAGAAGGUUCAAGCAGCCCACCAGUGGAGAGAGGAUUUUGCGAGCAAUGAAGUUGUCUACUACAAUGCAAAGGAUGAUCUUGAUCCCGAAAAAAAUGAGAGUGAGCCAGGCAGCCAGAGGAUAAAACCUGUUUUUAUUGAUGAUGCUAAUUUUGGACGACAGAUCUCCUAUCAACAUGCCGCAGUCCAUAUUCCCACGGACAUCUAUGAGGGCUCAACGAUUGUGUUAAAUGAACUCAACUGGACAAGUGCCUUAGAUGAAGUUUUCAAAAAAAAUCGAGAGGAAGAUCCUUCAUUGCUGUGGCAGGUGUUCGGCAGUGCCACGGGCCUUGCCCGGUAUUACCCAGCUUCUCCAUGGGUUGAUAACAGUAGAACUCCAAACAAGAUUGAUCUUUAUGAUGUACGCAGAAGACCAUGGUACAUCCAAGGAGCUGCAUCACCUAAGGACAUGCUUAUCCUGGUUGAUGUGAGUGGAAGUGUCAGCGGAUUGACACUUAAACUGAUCCGAACAUCUGUCUCCGAAAUGUUGGAAACCCUCUCAGAUGAUGAUUUCGUGAAUGUGGCUUCAUUUAACAGCAAUGCCCAGGAUGUGAGCUGUUUUCAGCACCUUGUCCAAGCCAAUGUGAGAAAUAAGAAAGUGCUGAAAGACGCAGUGAAUAAUAUCACAGCAAAAGGAAUCACUGACUAUAAGAAAGGCUUUAGUUUUGCUUUUGAACAGCUGCUUAAUUAUAAUGUUUCCAGAGCCAACUGCAAUAAGAUUAUCAUGUUGUUCACGGACGGAGGAGAAGAGAGAGCCCAGGAGAUAUUUGCCAAAUACAACAAAGACAAAAAAGUGCGCGUGUUCACAUUUUCAGUUGGUCAGCAUAAUUAUGACAGAGGACCUAUUCAGUGGAUGGCCUGUGAAAAUAAAGGUUAUUAUUAUGAAAUUCCUUCCAUUGGAGCAAUAAGAAUCAAUACUCAGGAAUAUUUGGAUGUUCUGGGUAGACCAAUGGUGUUAGCAGGAGACAAGGCUAAGCAAGUCCAAUGGACAAAUGUGUACCUGGAUGCACUGGAACUAGGACUUGUCAUUACUGGAACUCUUCCGGUCUUCAACAUAACAGGCCAAGUUGAAAAUAAGACAAACUUAAAGAACCAGCUGAUUCUUGGUGUGAUGGGAGUUGAUGUGUCUUUGGAAGAUAUUAAACGACUAACCCCACGUUUUACACUGUGCCCCAAUGGCUAUUAUUUUGCAAUUGAUCCUAAUGGUUAUGUUUUAUUACACCCAAAUCUUCAGCCAAAGCCUAUUGGUGUAGGUAUACCAACAAUUAAUUUAAGAAAAAGGAGACCCAAUGUUCAGAACCCCAAAUCUCAGGAGCCAGUAACUUUGGAUUUCCUUGAUGCAGAAUUAGAGAAUGACAUUAAGGUGGAGAUUCGAAAUAAAAUGAUCGAUGGAGAGAGUGGAGAAAAAACAUUUAGAACUCUGGUUAAAUCUCAAGAUGAGAGGUACAUUGACAAAGGAAACAGGACAUACACAUGGACUCCUGUGAAUGGCACAGAUUACAGUUUGGCCUUGGUAUUACCAACCUACAGUUUUUACUAUAUAAAAGCCAAAAUAGAAGAGACAAUAACUCAGGCCAGAUCCAAAAAGGGCAAAAUGAAGGAUUCUGAAACACUGAAGCCGGAUAAUUUUGAAGAAUCUGGCUACACAUUCAUAGCACCAAGAGAUUACUGCAAUGACCUUAAAAUAUCAGAUAACAACACUGAAUUUCUUUUAAAUUUCAAUGAGUUUAUUGAUAGAAAAACUCCAAACAACCCAUCCUGUAACACAGAUUUGAUCAAUAGAAUCUUGCUGGAUGCAGGCUUUACAAAUGAACUUGUCCAGAAUUACUGGAGUAAGCAGAAAAACAUCAAGGGAGUGAAAGCGCGGUUUGUUGUGACUGAUGGCGGGAUUACCAGAGUUUAUCCCAAAGAGGCUGGAGAAAACUGGCAAGAAAACCCAGAAACAUAUGAGGACAGCUUUUACAAAAGGAGUCUCGAUAAUGAUAACUAUGUUUUCACUGCUCCCUACUUUAACAAAAGCGGACCUGGUGCUUAUGAAUCAGGCAUUAUGGUAAGCAAAGCUGUUGAAAUAUAUAUCCAAGGAAAGCUUCUUAAACCUGCAGUUGUUGGAAUUAAAAUUGAUGUAAAUUCUUGGAUAGAGAAUUUCACCAAAACAUCAAUCAGGGAUCCGUGUGCUGGUCCAGUUUGUGACUGCAAAAGGAACAGUGAUGUAAUGGAUUGUGUGAUUCUAGACGAUGGUGGAUUUCUUUUGAUGGCAAAUCAUGAUGAUUAUACGAACCAGAUUGGAAGAUUUUUUGGGGAGAUCGACCCAAGUUUGAUGAGACACCUGGUUAAUAUAUCAGUUUACGCUUUUAACAAGUCUUACGAUUAUCAGUCAGUGUGUGAACCCGGCGCUGCGCCCAAGCAAGGGGCAGGGCACCGCUCGGCGUACGUGCCGUCGAUAGCAGACAUACUACACAUUGGCUGGUGGGCCACUGCUGCUGCCUGGUCUAUUCUACAGCAGUUCCUCCUGAGUUUGACCUUUCCACGACUUCUUGAAGCAGUGGAGAUGGAAGAAGAGGACUUUACGGCUUCUCUGUCAAAGCAGAGUUGCAUUACUGAACAAACCCAGUAUUUCUUCGAUAAUGAUAGCAAAUCAUUCAGUGGUGUAUUAGACUGUGGAAACUGCUCCAGAAUCUUCCAUGUAGAAAAACUCAUGAACACCAACUUAAUAUUCAUUAUGGUUGAGAGUAAAGGGACUUGUCCGUGCGACACACGACUACUCAUACAGGCAGAGCAGACUUCUGAUGGUCCAGAUCCUUGCGAUAUGGUUAAACAACCCAGAUAUCGAAAAGGGCCUGAUGUCUGCUUUGAUAACAAUGUCUUGGAGGAUUAUACUGACUGUGGUGGUGUUUCUGGAUUGAAUCCCUCCCUGUGGUCCAUCAUCGGAGUCCAGUUUGUUCUACUUUGGCUUUUAUCUGGCAGUAGACACUGCCAGUUAUGACCUUCUAAAACUCAGUCUGCAUAAUUAAACUCCAGACCCUGCCAAAACAUGAGCCCUCAGUUGCGUUCAAAUAGGGUCAACUGUGGAAUGAGCAGAACACUAGCUGGGCCCAUACCAUCGCUAAAUCUAAGGCGCAGACUCAUAUGGCCCCCACUGGCUGCAUGUCAGGGUCUCAGAUCCUUAAACUUGUGUGAAUGCUGCAUCAUCUAUGUAUAACAUCAAAGCAAAAUUCUAUACAUGCUCUAUUGGAAAAUUGGAGAGUUCAUUGUUUGCAUUGUUGGUGAUUAUAUGUAAAAGGGCUCCCCAUACUGUUUAUGAAUCCUACAAAUUGUCUUGACCUUGACCUGGAAUUUUGACCUGCUGCAAUUCUUGUUCUUUUACCAAGAAAAUCUCUAGAGGGAAAAAAAAAAAAAGGAGUUAUUUUUGCCUUCACGUAUUCUUUUGUUAAAAAUCAUUUCUUGCUUUGAGUAGUUAUUAUUGAAAAAUAAAAUAGGGAGAGAUGGAUGUAAUCUGUUGAAAUAGAAAUAAUGGCUAAUUUUCUACAAAAAGAAAUUUGCCAUAAAUAAAAUGCCUUAUGAAGAAUGGCUUCUCUGCCAAAAACAGAACACAAGUGAUGACCAAUUAAGUUUUGCUGGGGUAAUGAAUUGAUGUUUAAAAAUAAUAACUAAGAAACUAUUAAACUAAAGGUGCUUGAAGAUGCAAUUUGAACAUGUGACAUAUUUCCUCAUAAAUGUAAGCCCUUAAUGCUUCGAUGUAAUGUUUCUUUUGUUCACAGUAAAGUUAUGUAGUGCUAGCCAAAUAAUUCAAAAUGCUCUAAGAGAAGCUUGUUGGGGGGGAGGGGUAAACGUCUUUUCUUGUGAUAAAUGAACUUUGGUUACCAAGGGUAUUUUGCAUGAUGCUGCUGCUAUUUUAACUUUUGGUUUGUUUUUCUCUUACUGUAGAGUAUAGUCCUUUGAAAAGUUAACUGAGUGACAUUAUUGUUAUGUAAGACUCUGAACCUUGCAGUGUAAUGCACUUAAGUCAUCCUUUAAAAUGUCGUUAAAUUACUCUGAAUAUACUGUGCAAUGUCAAUGCCGAAUGACUGGGGUAGGUAAAUGGUGAAAUGGGAAUUAAUGGAUUUUAUACAGACUCAUGCUUUUGCCUGAAAAACCUAUGUACAGAUAUUUUAAGUACAUAAAUCAGAUUUGACACAUUUAUUUUUUGAAGAGUACAUAUAUGUUCUCAAUGAAGAUUCACACUAGGUUUCCUCUUUGUUCGUUUGAAUAGGAGCACAUAUGCUCCAGACAUUUCCACCGCUGCUGCUUUUCUCCUCACCGUUGUAAAAGGUAGAUACGAUCACGUGACCAAGAUUCCAUGCAGUUUGAUGACGGUUUUAUAAUAAUCUGAACAAAUAGGAAACCUUGAAUCUGUAUGUAUGCACACGAAUACUUGAUUGUGAAUACUCAAAAUUGUUUUUCUACAGCCUCACUGGUGAAAAUGAUUAGUGUAGUAAACCGGGUACUUCAAUAUAGAGUAAUAUGGUAGAUUAUUAUUUAUGCUUUUAAAAAUAAUUUUUAGGAGUCAUCAGUGUUUGAAGAAAGGGUAAAAACAACGAAUGUGUAAUUCUAGUUCAACUGAGUAAUUCUGCCGAAGGCUGGAAGUAUACAAAUAUUUUUUAUGGUGAAAUACAUUUGUUCUUAUUUUGAACAUGCCAAAUAUUGGUGUGUGUCUAUGCUGGACAUUUUCUUAUACAUCAUUUUUAAGUCAAUACCUUAUUAACAUUAUCCAGCAUGCUUUAAGAUGCUCCGCAUAUCAAAGACAUAACCAAGUCUUUAGCAUAGUUUAAAAUACGUUUGUUUUGUUUUUAGCUUUGCAGACAUUCGUAAUUCCCUCCCACCACCGAUAUGCCGUGGGAACAUUUUGUGUAUAUUUCCUUAUUUAAACUAUUUUUUAUUUAAAAAUGGGGGUGGGUGGGAAUGGAAUCACUUUGCCAGCUAUUGUUCUAGGAGUUGACGUCAGUUACCAUUUCUAACGCAUUGUUGUGAUUUUGUAGUCUCAUUUGUAACUGGUAUUGACGUUUUAGAAAACACCAAAGUGAUUAAAAAA